Molecule: messenger RNA, 2526 nt
Organism: Uncinocarpus reesii 1704
Lineage: Eukaryota; Fungi; Ascomycota; Eurotiomycetes; Onygenales; Onygenaceae
Product: heavy metal tolerance protein
Exons: 3
Coding region: 1-2526 (841 amino acids)
Biological process (GO): transmembrane transport
Cellular component (GO): membrane
Molecular function (GO): ATP hydrolysis activity; ABC-type transporter activity; ATP binding
Source: RefSeq, a predicted model, not a curated record
AUGCAUGUGAUUUUAUUCCGUCAAGAGCAUUGGUGGGCAGGGCAGUCCGUUGUGAUCUAUAUCGUUGGUUCCUUCUUCACGUGGACCAUUGUGUUGGUAUCCCUGGUAGAUACAUCGCCGUCUCCGACCUUUGCACAGCUGUAUCCGUGGGUGCUAGCGGUCCCCCUGGAAGUAGUAAUCCUGGCAGCCCGCCUCACUCUCUAUACAAGACCGCACCAUGAACCCGCUAUCGGGGAUCCACGUGGGGGCCUUUACAGGAAAAAUAUCACCGGCUGGGAAUUGACCGAAGUUAGCAUCGCUAUUGUUCGCCUUCUGGAUUUGGUAGGCAUUGUCCUCCUGUAUACGUUUUGCUCAGUCGGAUGGAUGGCAAAUAGGAACGGGGAGGGUGACUCAACAGAAACAACAAGGUUGUUAAGUUCCGGAACGGGUCUUAACAAUGGCAUGAACGGCAAUGGUUAUGGAUCAUCACACCAGAAUUCUAAACCCCAUGCCACCAAGCCCCCUGAAACAGAGGCUGCUUGGGUUCGACCUGCAUCUGUUCCUUCAACUAGCUGGUGGGAGUAUCUCAGUGGAUAUUCCAUUUUCUUCCCAUAUCUCUGGCCAUCAAAGUCCCGCCGGUUGCAGCUGACUGUGAUUUUUUGUUUCACCCUCGUGGUUUCGCAACGGGUAGUCAAUGUCCUAGUGCCACACCAAAUUGGUAUCAUCAUCAACGCUCUCUCUAAAUCUGGCGAUGACUCGGAAGCGUUUUAUAUUCCUUGGGGAGGGAUUUGCCUAUAUGUCUUCUAUCGCUGGCUGCAGGGAAAUCAGGGCUUAAUCGGCUCGUUGCGGUCAUUUCUCUGGAUCCCGGUCAGUCAGUAUUCAUAUAUGGAGCUUUCAACAGCAGCAUUUGAGCAUGUGCAUGGCCUUAGCUUGGACUUUCACCUCGGAAAGAAAACUGGUGAAGUAAUCUCAGCCUUGAACAAAGGAAAUUCAAUCAACACGUUCCUGGAGCAAGUGACAUUCCAGGUAUUGCCUAUGCUGGUUGACCUGUGCGUUGCCGUUGCAUAUUUUGGAAUCGCUUUCGACGUGUAUUAUGCCCUGGUGGUGACUCUAGUCACGUUCAUCUAUCUUUAUGUGACGGUGCGCAUGGCACAAUGGAGGGCUGAGAUGCGACGACAGAUGGUCAACGCCAACAGACAAGAAGAUGCAGUUAAGAAUGAUUCCAUGGUCUCGUAUGAAACAGUGAAAUAUUUCAACGCCGAGCAGUAUGAGUUCAACCGUUACCGCGGUGCCGUGACAGACUUCCAGAGAGCAGAGUAUGAAGUCUUAUUUUCACUCACAUUGCUGAACACCACCCAAAACACUGUGUUCAUGCUGGGCCUGAUGGUAACAUGCUUUAUUGCUGCAUUUCAAGUGGCCUCAGGUGAAAGGGAAGUCGGCCAGUUUGUUGCUCUUUUGACAUACAUGGCUCAACUUCAAGGACCAUUGAAUUUCUUUGGCACGUUCUACCGGUCCAUCCAAUCAGCCCUAAUCAACUCAGAGCGAAUGCUUGAACUCUUUAGAGAACAACCAACCGUUGUUGACGGUCCUUCGGCAUCCAAAGUGGCCAGUUGCUCGGGUGAUAUCAAAUUUGACAAUGUUAAAUUUGCCUAUGAUUCCCGUAAGCCAGCAUUGACUGGGUUGACUUUCCAUUGUCAGCCAGGGACUACUACAGCACUUGUAGGAGAGUCUGGCGGUGGCAAGUCGACAGUGUUCCGUCUUCUCUUCCGCUUCUAUAAUGCUACCUCAGGCAAUAUCUUAAUCGACGAUCGCCCCGUGGACACCAUUACUAUCGAUUCGCUCCGGAGCCAUAUUGGCGUGGUGCCUCAGGACACCGUUCUUUUUAACGAAACGUUGAUGUACAAUCUGAAGUAUGCAAACCCCCUGGCUACUGACGAGGAUGUGUAUGCUGCAUGUCGUGCUGCUAGCAUCCACGAUAGGAUUCUUACAUUCCCAGACGGGUAUGAGACAAAGGUUGGGGAACGUGGCCUUCGAUUGAGUGGCGGUGAAAAACAGCGAGUGGCUAUUGCGCGCACUAUCUUGAAAGAUCCACGAAUCAUUUUGCUCGACGAAGCUACAGCCGCACUUGAUACUGACACAGAAGAACAUAUCCAGGGGGCGCUAUCAACUCUAUCUAAGGGCCGCACAAUGCUUGUCAUCGCUCACCGUUUAAGCACUAUAACUACAGCAGAUCAGAUUCUUGUGCUUCAUAACGGGCAAGUUAUUGAAAAGGGAACGCAUGAGCAAUUACUGUCGAUGAGGGGUCGAUAUGCCAGCAUGUGGCGAAAGCAAAUCCGAGCUCAACGCGCAGCAGCAGAGGCUCAAGUGCUACAAGUUCGUGCAGAGCGUCUUCGAACUGCGUCGACCGCAGCUGGAGGCGAUGAUAGCUCAAGCCAAUCGGACGAGGACCACCCCAAUGGUGACGAGACUACUGACCCUAAACCAAUUCGGCCGUCUCUGGGUCAACGAUCGUCUAAAAUCUCCGAUGCAAAAGUUCAAAGCCAGUGA